Molecule: messenger RNA, 974 nt
Organism: Annulohypoxylon truncatum
Lineage: Eukaryota; Fungi; Ascomycota; Sordariomycetes; Xylariales; Hypoxylaceae
Product: ribosome-assembly protein 3-domain-containing protein
Exons: 2
Coding region: 200-427 (75 amino acids)
Biological process (GO): ribosomal large subunit assembly
Cellular component (GO): preribosome, large subunit precursor
Source: RefSeq, a predicted model, not a curated record
UAUGUGGGGUUACAGAUUGGCAAGCCGCAAGACUGGCAAUCUUGUAAUAACCUCCCAAAACUUUUCCACCCACUAACAACAACAGCUUACACACUUACCUAAAGCUACAAACUACAUUUACCUUCAUUUCGAUCGAGCAGACAAUAUCUCGAGUAACAAUCGGCACAUUUCCAAGAAUUUGUAGAAAAGUCAACGAGAGAUGUCAAACAAAGACAGUACGUCUCGGGAGUUCACCUCCUAUUACCUCCAGCAAAGCACAAAGGAAUUCGCAGAGGAUCUAGACAAGAUUCGCAGCGCCGACGACUUCAAAGGCGACGCGGUAGGCAUGCUCAUCAAAUCCCUACAGCAGGGCACCGCUUUAUUCUCGGCCGCAGACAAGGAGAGAAUACUCGGGUCACAAAAAUCCACCGGUUCGGAGAAGGAGUGAGAAAUGAACAUUCUAGGGAACGUGUUGAUUGAAAUUAAUUUUCUUCUUGCGGGAGAUGGGAUCGGCUUGAUUGUCCGGGAGAAGAAAUAUAUGGCCUGUCGAAAAUAGUCAUAUCUAUUAGAGACUGCUGUGGAGAGCUAUAAAAAAGGAGCUAAGAGAAACAACGAUGUUACAGCCUUGAAAAUAUCGAACUCGUGAAAUAGUUCAUUAGACGACUGAACCAGCUCAGUUCCUGAGUCGUCAUUGAGGAAUGAAAAGGAAAAGGACCCAAGCUAAAAAGAACGACACGAGCAGGAUUCGAACCUGCGCGCCCGAAGGCAUGAGAUCACACUGCACAAGAAUGAAAUAAUUCUCGGCGAUUCAAGUCUCACUCGUUAACCACUCCGACAUCGUGCCCUACCGUCCAGUCUAGCGGUAAUUUGUUGAAAAUUUGCGAUUUACGGCACUCUAUAUGGUUUAAUUAAUUUAGUGCCGAGGCUUGUUACAUAUCACAUGACUUGGAUAAAUGUACACUAUCUGUUAAAGCUUGGUACCUAUUCCACACAGG